This is a messenger RNA of Paramecium octaurelia, 427 nucleotides long. The record is from the annotation of a GenBank genome assembly. NCBI's taxonomy places the organism in Eukaryota, Ciliophora, Oligohymenophorea, Peniculida, Parameciidae.
AUUGUCAAAAACAUAAAUGAAUCUAGAUGAUCAAAUGGAAAGAUGUGAUGUUGAAUAUUGCAAAAGACGAGAUUUCUUGCCGUUUAAGUGUACUUUAUGCAAUAGAAAAUUUUGUUUAGAACAUAAGGAAUUAAAAGAACAUGAAUGUCCAUUUUAAUUUGCAGAAAGAAAAGCUCUUAAAUGUAAUUAGUGCAAUUAAGUUAUAAAUUACCUUUCUACUUAAUUUGAAAUCGAUGCUUUGAAAUAGCAUGUCUGUUAGAAGAUUAAUAUAGAAAAAUCAAAAUGUCCACAAUGUAAAAUCACCUUAAAUGACCUUAAUAAAUUUUAUUGUACUUCUUGUAAAAGGCUCGUAUGUUUAAAACACAGAAUGAAGGAUGAACAUGAAUGUGAUAAAUACGGCAAAUUUAAUUACUGUAAACUUAUGUGA